AUGGCUACAAACGAUCCUCAGCCCCCAACUCUAGAGCCUAAUGCUCUCCCUACGACAUCCAAAGAAGUUCCUGUCUCUACCGAAGUUCCUGCUAGCCAGGAACAGAAGAUUGACCCCUUCGACGUUAAGGGCGCUGUAGUUGAUGGCAAGGUCCUGGCGAUUGAUUAUGAAAAGCUUAUUAAAGAUUUUGGUACCCGUCGUAUCUCACCCGAGCUUUUGGAACGAUUUGAGAAACUCACCGGCCACAAACCUCAUAUAUUUCUGAGGAGAGGAAUGUUCUUCUCACAUAGAGAUUUGGAGAAAAUUCUCGAUAGAUUUGAGCAAGGGAAACCAUUCUUCCUAUACACUGGGAGGGGGCCUAGUAGUGAGAGCAUGCAUUUGGGUCAUAUGAUUCCUUUCAUGUUUACGAAGUGGCUACAAGACGUCUUUAACGUUCCUCUGGUCAUCAUGAUGACAGAUGAUGAGAAAUUCUUGUUCAAACAGAACCUCACUAUUGCAGACGUCAAGGGCUUCUCUCGAAAUAACGCUAGGGAUAUCAUUGCUGUUGGAUUUGACGUAAAGAAGACCUUUAUCUUUUCCGACUUGGAUUUCAUGGGAGGAGCCUUCUAUGAGAACGUCGUCAAGGUCUCUCGGUGUAUCACAGCAAACCAAAGUAAAGCCACUUUCGGUUUCACCGAUAUUGACAACAUUGGAAAGCUUCACUUCACAGCUAUUCAAGCCUCUACAGCUUUCGCCACAACAUUCCCUCACAUUUUUGGGGAAGAUUUCAGUAAAGUCAAAGACAUCCCUUCCUUGAUUCCAUGCGCCAUCGACCAAGACCCAUACUUCCGCCUCACUCGGGAUGUAGCAGGUAGACUUAAAUACCAAAAACCUUCUUUGAUUCAUGCUCAGUUCUUUCCUGCCCUCGGAGGCCCUGGAAGCAAGAUGAGCGCAUCAAUCGAUACCAGUGCUAUAUUCAUGAAUGAUACCAUGAACGCCAUUAAAAAGAAGAUUAAUAAGUACGCUUUCUCCGGAGGACAAACCACUACCGAAGAACAACGCAAGUUUGGUGGCAAUCCUGACGUUGAUGUGUCAUUCCAAUACCUUACAUUCUUCCUUGAAGACGAUGAGGAGCUCGAAUCCAUCCGACAAAGUUAUCUUAAAGGCGAAUUACUCACGGGCGAGCUAAAGGCAAGAUGUGUUAAAGAGCUACAAGGGUUUGUUGCCGCAUUCCAAGAAAGGAAGAAGGCUAUCACAGACGAGGUCGUAAAGAGCUAUAUGACCCCGAAGCCGCUGGAAUGGAGCCAGGGAAAGAAGCUGGAUACCGUUGUGGCUUGA
Messenger RNA from Morchella importuna, 1317 nucleotides. RefSeq lists its product as uncharacterized. The transcript is spliced from 4 exons. The coding region runs from base 1 to 1317 and encodes 438 amino acids. The record is from RefSeq and is a predicted model, not a curated record. Lineage: Eukaryota; Fungi; Ascomycota; Pezizomycetes; Pezizales; Morchellaceae. Gene Ontology annotation, biological process: tryptophanyl-tRNA aminoacylation. Gene Ontology annotation, cellular component: cytoplasm. Gene Ontology annotation, molecular function: tryptophan-tRNA ligase activity; ATP binding.